Messenger RNA from Trifolium pratense (red clover), 830 nucleotides. Its product is annotated as 3-hexulose-6-phosphate isomerase. Gene Ontology annotation, biological process: carbohydrate derivative metabolic process. The coding region runs from base 41 to 661 and encodes 206 amino acids. The record is from RefSeq and is a predicted model, not a curated record. Gene Ontology annotation, molecular function: isomerase activity; carbohydrate derivative binding. NCBI's taxonomy places the organism in Eukaryota, Viridiplantae, Streptophyta, Magnoliopsida, Fabales, Fabaceae. The transcript has a single exon.
UUUAUUUAUUUAUACUAGAGUGUAGUGAUUGAAGAAAGUGAUGGCUUCUUCUUCUAAUUCUAUUUCUCAAGAUAUGGCUUCAAUGGCCACACAAAUCUGCAACCAAAUAGCUUCCAUAUUUUCAAACCCCACUCAUCCAUACCCACCUUCACUGGAAAUCUUAGUCACCGAGCUCUCCACCGUCGCUUCUCAAAAAGCCCGCGUUUUCCUCUAUGGAGUGGGACGUGAGGGCCUAAUGCUCAAAGCCCUAUGUAUGCGCCUAGCCCAUCUGGGCCUUUCGGCCCAUUUAGUCUUCGAUAUGACAACUCCUCCAAUCACCACCGGUGAUCUCCUCAUCGCCUCCGCCGGUCCGGGAGGCUUCUCCACCGUUGACGCUAUAUGCUCAGUUGCGCAAUCUAAUGGCGGAAGGGUGGUGCUUCUGACGGCUCAGCCUGAGACAGGGUCGUGUGUGAAGCAUGCUAGUGUGGUGGCUUAUGUGCCUGCGCAGACCAUGGCGAAUGAUGCGGAUGCAGUGGAUGUGAAAUCUAGACCGUUGCUUCCGAUGGGAAGUGUGUAUGAAGGUGCACUGUUUGUAUUGUUUGAGAUGGUUGUGUAUAAGUUAGGGGAGGUCUUAGGUGAGAGUCCUGAAGCCGUUCGAUCUCGCCAUACUAAUCUUGAAUGAAAUUGUAUCAGCCGUUUGAUCUUGCUGUGUGUUAUGAUAAUGAUAUUGAUAGUGUAAUCACCAUUCACCAAUUACUUUUUAGUUUGAAUAAAUGGACAUGUUUGUAAAAUGAGAGAAUAAAUUGAAAAAUAAAUAAACAAAGUUCCGUGAGAAUAAUCAAAUCUUGUGA